GUAGAUUGCGUGCCAAUCUAGCAUUUCCGACGAUGGCUUCCUGCUUUGAUGGAUGCACUUGACGAUCUUCCAGAGGGGAUGGGUGCUGGGCAAUCUGUGGCCGAGGAAGGAGUCCCUCCAACGAGUCAAGGCUCUGAAGAAGCUGCAGCGCUUGGUCCGCAACUCUCAUCCCCGAAGACCAACGAAGAGAGUUCUGUUCAUCGGCAUGAAGUCGAGGCUGCCAACGAAGCAGAAACAGCUGAAGUUGCAGAAGCGGCUGAAGCAACAGAAGCUGAUGCAGAGGCUUCCUCCAACAAGGCAGAAUCAGCUCAAGCCGCCGAAGCCGUCGAAGCUGAUGCAAAGGUGACAAUGCAGGUUGCCCCCAGCGAAGCAGAAACAGCUGAAGUUGCAGAAGCGGCUGAAGCUGCCGAAGCUGAUGCCGAGGAGGUCGAGUUGUCCAUCACCGAAGACCCUGCUGGAAUAGAGCUCACCAACGACGCCGCAGAGGCUGAGGAAGAGCUGCUUUUUACAAUUGAUGCUGCUGGAGAGGCGCUGAUGACAGACAGCGCCAAGUCCAACGACGGCGAGGGCUUGGCAAGUGCAGCAGAGGUGCCAGAGACCGAUGAAAAGAAACCUGAUGAGGAAACAGGUGAGGCGGCAGAAGCCGAUUCCAAACCAGAGGCAGCGUGCAGCACUUGUGGGCUUUUUGGCCACGAUGCCCCAGCCUGCCCUUUCGCUCAUCCAGAGGACAUUGACCUUGGCGAUCUAGAGGAGUCAGACUCCGAUGAUGAACUGGCUGAGCUAUAUCCGCUCUUCAGCCGAUAUGUGCAGCAGCAUAUCGGGGCUCUGACGCCCAAGGAUCGCAAAGGCCUUACGGGAGGAGGGCGCUACUUUGGUCAGGAGAAGCAGCAGGCUUGCUGGGCCUGUGCGGAGACUGGCCAUGAUGCAAAUGACUGCCCGGACAAGGGCUGCUUCUUCUGCUCCAAGAAGGGCCACGAAAGCAGAGACUGCCCACACAAGGCCUUGAGAUGCAGUCACUGUCAGCUGCGCGGCCACGCGCCGGUGUCCUGCCCAACAUUGGCCACAAUGCGCCUGGCGGACUUCUCUCACGUGCGGUGCAUGCGCUGUGGGAUUCUGGGCCACCCGAACUGUGGGGCUGCACCCAAAGCGCCAGAUACGCAGGUCAUGCCCCAGGCACCGUCAGCACAAGAGGAGGCAGACAAGCAGCGGCUGCUACAGCAGAUUGCGGCAGGACGGGCAAGAACCAGAGCCUGGGACACUGCGCCCUGGAGAGAAAAGCCAGACUUGCAGGUGCCAAAGGCCAAAGUGGCCAAAGUGUCCAAGGCCGAUGUGCCGGUGCCAGACCUCAUGAUCUGCGACUAGGUUGGUGUGCCUCAAGGAAGCUUUGCCUCCAUGUGCAAAAUGCGGAGUGUCAUAAGCUUGCACGACUCAAGCACUUCUUUUCGAUUCUUCUUGCUUUUGUGUCCCGUGCCUUCUUCUGCAAAACAUGUGAACCGAAUAGACUGGAGACGCAGAAUUGACUGGAGACAGAAACCUU
Molecule: messenger RNA, 1537 nt
Organism: Durusdinium trenchii
Lineage: Eukaryota; Dinophyceae; Suessiales; Symbiodiniaceae
Source: the annotation of a GenBank genome assembly